Triticum urartu is the source of this 775-nucleotide messenger RNA. NCBI's taxonomy places the organism in Eukaryota, Viridiplantae, Streptophyta, Magnoliopsida, Poales, Poaceae. The record is from RefSeq and is a predicted model, not a curated record.
AACGCUUGUGCUUUUCGUAAUUGGGAGUCUCCAAGUUUUGAUUCAAUUUAUUAGAAUGAUUGCUACUAUCUGCUUGAUGAAUGGAAUGUGAAGAUUAUAUAAAACAGUAGGAUUUUCAGUUUGUAUGCCCGUCCAGUAACUAAGUUUUUACAGGUUUCAUGAUAGAGUAAUUGUGCCAAUGUGUUAUACUUUCUAAUUACUUUUGCAGUGCCAUUUAAUUGUUAAAUUUUCUAUUGGGCAUGCUUCUCAUAUCCAAGGCAUGGAGAACUCCAAGGAGUUUGCUGACAAGCUGUUCGGGAUAUGUCGAGGCAGAGGAACAUUGAGACGGAUGAAGGCAUUAACAAGGACCGGCUCAGAGAGGUGGAACAUGAACAUUGUUGGGAUGCUCACAGAAGAUAAGGUUAAGAAGGUGGCUACGCAAAUGAUCACAGAGAAGACUACUGCUGGGCCUUUUGAUCGACCAUGCGAUUCAAAAAGCUCUUUAGUGCAGUUUGCAACAACAAAAAUCAGAGGAUUGGUCGUUUGUAAGGGUGGAUAUCUCAGAGGUGGCUGCCACCCGGAUUGGAAUUUAAUUCAAUCUAUUUCCCUGUCUGAAGUUUCAUACUAGAUGUAUGUUCCUGUGAUAUGAUUUGUUUAUGGAGAUGGAGAGAUGUGACUUUCAGAGUGACAUAAAUUCAGAGUCCUUCUAUUGAAAUCUAGAGGAUCGGUUGCAUUUUUGUUGAGGUACUAGAAGAACUUUGUUUUGUGUUAACAAUGGUGUCCUUUUGUGCAUUGA